AUGGCCUCCAGUUUUGAUUCUUCCCUCAAUCUUGGUGCCGCUCCGCAGCAAUCUCAAGGUUUCAGCUUUCGACUUUUCAGAUAUCCGACUGUGGCAAUUGCACAUGUCGCAUUUCGUUCAGCGGCUCUAUUUUUCUACGUGUUUUGUACACAGCUCACUUCGUCAUUCAUCGUUCAAUUCUUAAUUUUGUUAACCUUGCUUUCUAUGGACUUUUGGACGGUGAAAAAUGUCACGGGUCGUUUGAUGGUUGGAUUGCGUUGGUGGAAUUUCGUCGACAGCGAAGGAAAGAAUCAUUGGAAAUACGAAAGCAGCAAGGACCCUUCAAAGUUUCCGGCACUCGAUAGAAACUUCUUCUGGCUGGCUCUAGUGGCAGCUCCAUUAGCAUGGUCAUUCUUUGUCGCCCUUGCGUUCAUGUUCUUACACUGGCAGUGGGCUGUGGUGGCAUUGCUUGGAUUCGUAAUGACUUCUGCAAAUUUGUAUGGAUAUUUGCGCUGCCGUUGGGCUGAUACAAAUCAAUUUACCAGCGCUGUUAGCAAAUGGGCUUUUUUGAAUAUGCUACGCCGUCAAACCGCUCCUUCUCAAACUCAAUCCACUCAGUUGAAUUACUUAGGAAGCACGAUGAUAGUUGAAAAGCCGAUACAAGAGCCCACGAAUAGCAGACUCACCCCGUCUGGUUCACAAAACAAUCUUGGUUUUUCGCGUGCAUCCUCUUCAGAUUCGUCUUCUAACUCGCCUUCUAGAGAAAUCGUCGAUAUCAACUCGCUCAUUAAUCCUUCGACAAGGUAUGCGUUUUGCCAAUUGGCAGCAACUGUGUUGAAACUCGAUUUUUUGGAUCAAGAUGAUUCCACGUCAAUUUUAUAUUGUAAACAUGUUUUACAAGUUGUUUUGGAAUAUCUGGCAAUUCCUGUGAAGUCCCGAAAAAUUUUCACAUCUUAUUUGGAGGAAGAUGUCGACUUUCCAGAUGUGGCCACGCUAAUAAUUUCGAUUAAAGAGGAUGUGGUAGUGGUUAAAAGAGGAACAAAUUUGUUUUUGUCAUACCUUCUCUAUCAAUUUGUUGCCACAAGUCAUUACGACAGCCGCACCCGUGUUUUGUUGCGACACCUAUCCACCUUAUUGGCCGUUGUAUGGGAAGAAUUUGAAGAAAUUGAGAACUCUUUGGUUUCGCUCAUGCUUGAUGAAUUUGUGGAAAGCGAGCAGUCGAUUAAGGCACGAGAAAAGAUAGCAAAAAGCAAGAAACUCAAACGGUAUCUAAUGAUUGGAGCUGCUGGCGGAGUCGGUGGAGUGCUUAUAGGUCUAACUGGUGGUCUAGCUGCUCCUCUUGUUGCCAUCGGCGCGGGAGCAGUUCUUGGAGGAGCAGCAACAGCUGCAAUUGGAACGACCGUUGGGGCGGCAAUUUUGGGGACAACUUUUGGAGUCGCAGGCGCUGGUCUAGCAGGAUAUAAAGCUAUGGAAUAUCUUGUUAGUGCUGCUGCAAGCGCCGGAAUUCAACAAGCAUUGAUGCAGACAGCUUUAGCCGGGUUGGUAGCAGCAGUUGCAUGGCCGGUGGCAAUUCUUUCGUGUGCGAGUGUCCUUGAUAACCCAUGGAAUGUUUCUAUCGCAAGAAGUGCCGAGGUUGGCGAGCAACUGGCGGAGGUUUUGCUUUCCCGCGCUCAAGGGUCGCGCCCGAUUUCGCUUGUCGGUUAUUCGCUUGGCGCACGGGUGAUUUUUCACUGUCUCAUGGCAAUGAGCAAACGAACUGACUCUGCAGGAAUCGUGGAAGAUGUUGUCUUACUAGGUGCUCCAGUUUCUGCAUCCGCUAGUCAAUGGUCACAAAUUUCUCACGUUGUCGGCGGCCGCAUCAUUAAUGGCUAUUGUGAAACAGACUGGCUUUUGAGAUUUGUGUACCGUACAAUGUCGGUUCAAUUUGCGAUUGCUGGAACGUCUGCAAUAAACAUCAAGAAUCGCAAAAUUGUCAACUACAAUGUUUCGCAUAUCGUGAAAGGACAUAUGGAUUAUUCGAAGAAAUUGACAGAGAUCUUGAAAGCAGUCGGUGUUCGCACAACUCCACAUUCAGCUGAAUCCGAGAAUUCGUUAUGUACUUUGUGUGAUGAGGCGACGGAAAUUAAAGAACAACAUGAACCUGUCGUGGAUCCAACACCUGCUAUACAUGUUUCGCCAGAAGAAAUUAAAGUGCACGAUCAUGCGUUUCACGAGUAUGACAAUUCUUAUUCUAAUUUGCCCCGUAACCCACAGACU
This is a messenger RNA of Mesorhabditis belari, 2235 nucleotides long. NCBI's taxonomy places the organism in Eukaryota, Metazoa, Nematoda, Chromadorea, Rhabditida, Rhabditidae. The record is from the annotation of a GenBank genome assembly.